AUGAAAGAUUCCUGUGGCGUCAGGAUAACAUCUUAUGUUGUUUCGUCCGUCAUAGCACAAGGGUGCUUGGCAAAGCUGCGUCACAGCCCUUACAUAUUUCUCCAGUUCUUCUUCACGCUCAUCUGUGCUUCAGAUGUGUUUGGAUUAUGGAACGAGCUGUACCCUGGGCACGUGGUUGAAGUGCUAGACAAAGGACUGUGCAUGUAUUUGGACCAGCUGGCCAUCUCCAGUGUGGUGAUUACAAUUGGCUUUAAACGUGGAUAUAUUGAACACGCAGCAAUCAUUUUGCUGUUUUUCACAGGACUUCCAGUACUGACAAAGUUAUUCGGUUUGGAACACGAAAUAUUAUCAAGAACGUUGGUGAUUUUGAACUGUUUGCAUUUAUUUGGACUAGGUGUAUUGACUAGAAACUAUGCAGCUAUGGCUGCAUCGUCGUCUUAUGCUCUUAUCUAUUUUGGUAUCAAGGAAGAGACUGAUGAUGAACCUUGUACUAUAAUGGUGCUGGAUUAUCGCUCUCAGCGUAAUAUUGGAUUGUGUUUUUAUCAGCUUGUUGCUCUACUAACUGCAACGGCAGAUGAUUGA
Acanthoscelides obtectus is the source of this 582-nucleotide messenger RNA. Lineage: Eukaryota; Metazoa; Arthropoda; Insecta; Coleoptera; Chrysomelidae. The record is from the annotation of a GenBank genome assembly.